Messenger RNA from Papilio machaon (common yellow swallowtail), 1866 nucleotides. RefSeq names its product transcriptional coactivator YAP1 (gene yki). The coding region runs from base 143 to 1474 and encodes 443 amino acids. Lineage: Eukaryota; Metazoa; Arthropoda; Insecta; Lepidoptera; Papilionidae. Gene Ontology annotation, cellular component: cytoplasm; nucleus. Gene Ontology annotation, biological process: positive regulation of transcription by RNA polymerase II; hippo signaling. Gene Ontology annotation, molecular function: transcription coactivator activity; protein binding. The transcript has 6 exons. The record is from RefSeq and is a predicted model, not a curated record.
GCGGGCGGGGCAUGCGUCAGUCGCGCAGCGAGCGCUAUAUGAAAAGUACGUCGGGUGGCGCCGCGCCAGCCCGUCGCGUGUCAGUGUUGUGUCACAGCGGUGGGCCAGGUCGGUUUCGAGAUUACUUCGGUCCGACAAAACCAUGGCUCUCAAUUCGGACAGUGAACAGAAAUCGAACCUGGUCCUCCGCGUAGACCAGGAUUCGGACUCGGUUCUACAGUCUUUAUUCGACACAGUGCUCAAGCCGGACUCAAAGCGGCCGCUACAGGUGCCUCUGCGUAUGCGACAGCUUCCAAAGUCGUUCUUUAACCCGCCGUCGACCGGUUCCAAGUCGCCAUCCGUGUCUCACUCGCGAGAAAACUCGGCCGAUUCGGCGUUCGGGUCGUCGUCUGCGACAGGCGCCGCGCCGGUGUCGCACUCCCGAGCACACUCCUCGCCGGCGAGUCUCCAGCAGACCUAUGCGGCGGGGCAACAGACGCAGCAAGCGCCCCUGCACCACCAGCACUCCAAACAGAGGUCCUACGAUGUCGGCACACACAUGCAAGAUGAUCUCGGCCCAUUGCCGUCCGGCUGGGAACAAGCACGUACUCCAGAGGGACAGAUAUAUUAUCUCAAUCACAUAACAAAGACGACGACAUGGGAGGACCCACGCAAGACGCUUGCAGCGCAGAGCGCGGAAGCCAUGCUAGCACAAGCCACCGCGCCGCAGACCAUUGCACCCGCCACACCAACAGCAGCGAAGAGUACAAGUAGUAGCGCGGCGAGUGAUCCGCUGGGCCCGCUGCCCGACGGCUGGGAGCAGGCCGCCACGCCCGAGGGAGAGGUCUACUUCAUCAACCACGCCGCACGCACCACAUCCUGGUUCGAUCCUAGAAUACCACAACACCUUCAGCGCACGCCGGUGGCGGGCGCGGGCGCAGCGGGCGGCGGCUGGGCCAACGCCUCGCUGCAGGCCUGCCAGCAGAAGUUGCGUCUACAGUCGCUGCAGAUGGAGCGCGAGCGGCUCAAGCAGCGCCAGCAGGAGAUCAUGCUCCAGCAAGAGUUAAUGGGCCGGCAAUCGAGCUCGAUCGUGUCGUCUCUGGCGAGCGGCGGAGGCGCGGGGGCCGCGGGAGUGCAGGGCGCGGGCGCGGGCGGGGGCGCGGCCGCAGACCUCGACCCCUUCCUGUCCGGCCUGACCGAGCACCAGCGCCAGGAGUCCGCCGACAGCGGCCUGGGCAUGGCCGUCAACCCCUCCUACUCCAUGCCGCACACGCCCGAGGACUUCCUGGCGGGCAUGGACGACCGCAUGGACUGCACCAGCGAGGCCGGCGCCAUAGACCCCGACAUCUCGCUCGGCGACAACAUAGAUCCCACCGACGACCUGGUGCCUUCACUACAGUUGAGCGAAUUCACCAACGAUAUACUUCUGGACGACGUACAAUCACUGAUCAAUUCAACGCCGAGCAAGACGGACAACGUCCUCACCUGGCUCUAGGCUUAGGCCGGGCUUCUUAUCUUAGUUAUUAUUAUACUUUAGUACUUACCGUUUAUAUCACUUUCACACAAGGGAAGCAGAGUCAGGCAGAGCAGUACUACACAACAGUACUUGACAGUGUGAGUCCAAAUGAAAGCAGUACUGGUCUGUUCUACUGGUCUACUUGACUGUGUUUCCCUCGUGUGAAAGUGUGAUUACUGACCCCGCAGACUGACCGCGCGGUAGUGACGCGGCAAACGACAUAAUCAAAGUCUGUCAGGUCAAUACAAAACGUUUUUAUUUUUAAGUUAAUUGUUUUGAUACGAAUGUCUCAAAACAAUUAAAAUUCACUUGUUUUACUUCACAAAUUCGUAUUAGAUUAAAAUUGUUAUUUUGAUUAUUUUUUUUAACCU